Medioppia subpectinata is the source of this 786-nucleotide messenger RNA. The record is from the annotation of a GenBank genome assembly. NCBI's taxonomy places the organism in Eukaryota, Metazoa, Arthropoda, Arachnida, Sarcoptiformes, Oppiidae.
CAUCCGAUUCUGAGCCGCCAUUUGGUGGCCGAAAGCGGCGACGACUGGAAACGGAUCCGAUCUAUAGUGACGCCGACGUUCAGCUCCGGGAAGAUGAAGAAAAUGUAUCCAAUGAUCAGACAGUGUUUGGACGACUUCGUCACCGAAUUAGACGUUUACGCCGACAACAAAAAGGACGUCAAUAUAAAGACAAUAUUCGUCACCGAAUUAGACGUUUACGCCGACAACAAAAAGGACGUCAAUAUAAAGACAAUGUAUGGCAACUACACAAUGGAUGUGAUCUCUUGUUGCGCUUUUGCCACCAAAACUAACUCACAUAAAGAUCCAAACGAUCCGUUCAUUAUAAACGCCCAGAAAGUGUUCGCACCGGCGAUGUCUCGCAUAUUAUCGUUGCUUUUAUUGCCGGCGUUUGUGUUAAAGGCUUUAAAUAUGAGAAGUCUGGCCGAAGAGUCGGCCAACGAGUUCUUCUUCAACAUCACUCGACAUAUAAUGAAAGAGCGAAAGACAAGUAACAAGAAGUACAACGAUUUCAUCGAGUUAUUGAUGAACGUCCAGAAGGAUAGCAAUACUAAAAGCAAUGGUAAUAAUAAUAUGAAAGAUGCCAUUCAUUACGACGAUAACGAUGUCAGUGAAGCACAUCAUGUGAACGAAGGAGAGGAGGAGAAAGAAGUGGAGAGAAAGACAUUAAGCGCUAUCGAUAAGUAUAUAACCGAAGAUGAAAUCCUGGCGCAGUCGUGGGUCUUCUUUGUGGCCGGAUAUGAGACAACGGCCACAACAUUAACGUUC